CGUAUUACUAGUUGCUGUGGCAACAGCUCCUCCCCCUUCCAGUGGAAGAGAAGAGGCUGAAUAAAAACAGAGGGAUAAAUAUUUCAGCACUUCUGGCUCCUGUUAGACUCAGUGUUAAACUAACUCAGCGACCUCUGGCAGCAGCACGGAGCCUGAGGAGCAGGGCAGUGUUCAUGUCACUUUCCUGAACUUUAAUGAUUUCAUUUUGUGGGAAGACCUACGCAAUGAAUAAUUCCAUGUCAUAUCAAUCAGAGCAUAUUGAUUAUGACAGAACUGAGGCUUUAGACGAUUCAGAAUGGAACAACUGCAAGUCUCGAGAGAGAGACUAUGUGAAUUCUCUGCUGGAUGUUAGUGAGGAAUAUUCUGUUAAAGAGCAAGAACCUUAUGAGGUGCAGAUUCCAGUGGGCUGGGAGGAAGCUAUCCAAGGAUGGGGACGGUUUGCCCCACUUGCUUGCUUAUUUCAAGCACAGAGAAAUAGGAGGAAGGUCAAAGCAGAUGCCAUGGAUUUCCAUUGCCUUCUCUGUGCAGAUCUGAAGGACCUGAAGCUGUCUGAGCUCCCUGAAUUGGACUGUGCUGGCGCAUCUUCUGAAACUGUCCUGUCCUGUCAGCCUCCGGAGGAACCUUUGAAAAAUUCUGUUCCUUCUUCUAUUGAGCCUCCAAGAAAACCACAGAGGAACAGUUCGCCUUGUUCUUCUUCUACCUCAGAAGAGGACACCUUUGACUUGUUGACUAUUGAGGAGAGGAACACCAAGACUGACAUACUGGAAAACAAAGCCGUGUUUGGAAGUGAACAGUUUGUACCUAAUAAGACUCUACCUCAACACUUUCAGCCUACUGUUCAGUGCCCAUUUUUUAAGGACAAAUGUGCAGGAAAGGUUCCUCUGAUAGGCACUCUGAUGGUUUUACCUCCUGUGAGACCACCUUCACCUGCACAUUUGAGGAGUGUCCCUGUUUCAAAGAGGAGGGAGGUUACGUAUCCAAAAGCGGGAGUAGAUAACCCAAUUGUUGUGGGUGGAGCUACAGAAACAGCUGCUUUAAAUGAGACUUUGGACAUUGAUGGACAGCAGGAGAAAGCUGUUCCAUACCGCAGCUCACCUGUAGACCAGAUUUACCAGGGAACUCUGACAUCCAAGUUCGGGUCAGGACAACACCAGUAUCUCUUGUCCAUUCCAGUUUCCAGAAAGGGUCAGUUGCCCUUCAGCCCCCUAGAAGGAAUGCUACCUCGAGCCUUGCCCAUCCUCGGCCGAAACUUCAGACAAGAGAUACCUUUCAGACACAUAUCUGGUCACAGGGCCCAUUCAAACUUCAAGGCUAGGAGUCCGAAAAGGGCAGAACCUGAGCUUCCAAUGCUGCUGGGCACCAGAGUGGCUAUACCAGUGUCUGCUCAUCGCUUGCUGUGAAUACUGAUCACUGUAUGCUUGAAAAAAAAAACUGUCCUUACAAGUGAUAUGCACAUGCCAUUACAUGUGUUGGUGAUUUUUUUGUAGAAUAUUUUUGUAGUUGGGGUUAGGGCUGCACAAUAUAUCACUUAAGCAUCAUAAUUGCAAUGUGCAUAAGUUACAUCACAGAAAUUGCAGUGUAAGGUCCCAUGAUUUUUGCAAUGCAGAGAACAUGGAUAGAACCUUGAAAAGUAGGCAUAUACUGGAUUUUAUAUAUAAAGAGCUAUAGUUAUAAAAAAACAAACAAAAAUAAAUUCACAAUGGAUUUGGGAAAAACAAACUUGCUUAAUCCAAUAUAAAAUUUAGCUCUAUUUUUAUUUUUAUGACAUUUCUUACGAAGGCAGGUUAUAUUUCAUAUAUGAAACAUGAAAUGCAUUAUUAUGGGUUUAUAUGUUAAAUCACUUACAUCUUAUGGGGGUGUAUAUUCUUUCAGGUAAAAAGUGGUGAGAACAAGAAACUACAUCAGAUACGACACCAAAUACACCAAAUCUGGUGCUCACUGUUUUUUUUAUCAAUAAAAUACCUCUGGAAAAAAGGGUUAUUUUUAAUAUACCAAUAUACAGCUCUGGAAAAAAUAAGAGACCACCUAAAAAUGAUGAGUUUCUUUGAUUUUACCAAAUCAUCUGGAAUAUAAUCAAGAAGAAGAGGGAUCAAACCAAACUCAUCUGCUUAAAUUGAAACUGUGAUUAAGACCAGGGUUAUUCCACCAAAUAUUGAAUUCUGAACUCUUACAACGUUAUAAAUAUGAACUAUACCUAUAAAUUACAAAAUCAGAGAAACUGAUUCAGAAACUGAAGUGGUCUCUUAAUUUUUUCCAGAGCUGUAUAUCGCAAAGCAACAAAAUAUUGCAACAUCGUGCAAUAUCAGCCCUGUGCAGUAUAACAGUGCAUCACACUGACAUUAACAUCCAUGUUGACAUCACAUUAAAGUUGCAGAGUGGGUUAUGCAAGUGCAGCAGAGCAAAGUGUAUAAAUGUUGCCAAACCUACUGUUAGAGCCGCAAGAGGGGGGACCAACUCCCUACUAAUGCUAACGCAAAUGGGUUUAGAAUGGGAUUUCAUAAAUGCUUAUGUAGUUGCAAUGUGUAAGUGUCCCAAUACUUUUGUCCAUAUAGUGUAUACUGUUGAGUUAUAUUGUGGUUAGAGCUGGUUAAUAAAACUCAAAUGCUUUUGUUGUACCA
This is a messenger RNA of Astyanax mexicanus (Mexican tetra), 2618 nucleotides long. RefSeq lists its product as uncharacterized. The transcript has 3 exons. NCBI's taxonomy places the organism in Eukaryota, Metazoa, Chordata, Actinopteri, Characiformes, Acestrorhamphidae. The record is from RefSeq and is a predicted model, not a curated record. Bases 195 to 1400 code for a protein of 401 amino acids.